AAGUCUUCAACAAUACUCAAACGACGAAGCGAAACGGGCUCAGUGUACGUACAAUUCAUAGCAAAUCCUCUGGAUCUCAAGCGUCAAGUGACGAUUAACUCAACAAUGUCAGGCUUUCACGGGACUCAUGAUUCAUGUCCUUUGGUGAAGAACAUUCUUCUUCUAGACUCUGAAGGGAAGCGUGUGGCUGUCAAGUACUACUCCGAUGACUGGCCAACUCAUGCUGCCAAGUUGACUUUUGAGAAGUAUGUCUUCUCCAAAACCUCUAAGACCAAUGCUCGCACAGAAGCUGAGAUCACACUCUUGGACAGUAAUAUCAUUGUCUACAAGUUCGCCCAGGACCUUCACUUCUUUGUUACUGGUGGCGAAAAUGAAAACGAGCUCGUCUUGUCUUCUGUUCUUCAAGGCUUUUUCGAUGCUGUUGCUCUUCUUCUGAGGAACAAUGUGGAGAAGAUGGAUGCUCUUGAGAACUUGGAUCUCAUCUUUCUGUGCCUGGAUGAAAUGGUCGAUCAGGGGGUGGUUCUUGAAACAGAUCCUAACGUCAUUGCGGGGAAAGUAGCAAUGCAGAGCACAGAAGCUAGUGGUUCACUCUCUGAACAGACAUUAACUCAAGCACUGGCAACAGCUCGGGAACAUCUGGCAAGAAGUCUGCUUACAUGAGUUUCCUCAUAUGAACUGCAUGCCCACUCAUACUAUAAUGGACUUCCAACUUCUAUGAAGAGCACCUUUCAUGGGAUUUGUCACCGGCUUUUAUAAUCCUGUAAUAAUUCAAACGUUUUGCUUACUCUAAUAUUUGGGGUUAUAUUAUAUGAGAAUUUUGCUGUGUGUGCAAUGCUGGAAUAUUUUUGCAAGACUGGAUAUUGCAGAAUGAAGAAGACUUGUUUCUUUA
This is a messenger RNA of Brassica oleracea var. oleracea, 889 nucleotides long. Its product is annotated as coatomer subunit zeta-2. The coding region runs from base 106 to 660 and encodes 184 amino acids. Lineage: Eukaryota; Viridiplantae; Streptophyta; Magnoliopsida; Brassicales; Brassicaceae. The record is from RefSeq and is a predicted model, not a curated record. The transcript is spliced from 7 exons. Gene Ontology annotation, cellular component: COPI vesicle coat. Gene Ontology annotation, biological process: intra-Golgi vesicle-mediated transport; retrograde vesicle-mediated transport, Golgi to endoplasmic reticulum; intracellular protein transport.